AUGAGUAAAGAGCAUUCAGCGGCUAAUGGCAACGUUCAGAGCGAGAAUAUCGGCCCCGAGCCUGAGCCAAAUAUCUUCAAUGCCACAUCUGUCUCGGAAAUUAGAGCUACCUUAUCCGCUCUUCACGACCGUGAAGCUUCUGUAACAGCCUCCCUCGACUCCCUCGUUGCCUCUCAAAAGGAUUUUUCACGCGAGCUCGGCCGGUUGGAUCUCUUACGCGCACAUAUCGGAUCACAAGCCAGCACGACCCGCACGAUUAGCCAUGGCAUGCUUUCUGACACCGCUGCCAUGGCGCAACGCCUUUCGAGCGCCGUGGAACGGCUGGAUAUGGAACAAUCGCGUGUGAAGGCAACAUUGGAGAUGGUUGAGCAAGUAGCAGAGCUUAAGGCCUGUGUUCUUGGUGUUGCUGGUUCCAUGGGUGCGUCUCAGGACUGGGAGAUGGCGGCAUCUUACAUGAACCGGGCGUCCAAGGUGCCCCCAGAAAUUGUUAAGAGUACGUUUGCUGCGGACAUCGUGCCGACAACGGAAGUUCCCGACCCCCCCGCCGUUACCCUCGAGAAUGCGGCAGAGUCGCUAUGUGGUCUUUUUCUCCGUGAGUUCGACCGCGCUGUCAAAGAGAAUGACGGAGCAAAAAUUACUCGUUUUUUUAAACUAUUUCCGUUGAUUGAUCGAUCUGAUGUGGGGUUGGAUGUAUACGGAAGAUAUGUUUGCCAGGGCGUUGCAAGCCGGGCGAGAGCGAGCCUUAAUGCCGGUACUGGUGGUAACGAAGGCAAAGAGGGGUUUUUCUACGCCAAUGUUCUUACGAAAUUAUUCGAACAUAUUGCGCAAAUCGUUGAAGGUCAUGGUGGGCUAGUUGAACGCCAUUACGGUACGGGUAAGAUGGCCAGGGUCGUGGAAAAGCUGCAGGUUGAAGCAGAUGUCCAAGGCGGCAUUAUUCUAGAAACCUGGAGCGAUGAGCGAACUAUUGACCGCAAGCUGAGCGACAUCAAGUCUUACGCUUUUACUUUCCUAGUUCAAAGCUUCUUGCCGAACUCCAGGGCUGGGAGUAUCCAGCGGACCAAUUCACCAGGUAUAAGGGAUACUGCGUCACAGCGAACAAGUGAAGACGAUAGUGUGGAUAUGAAAGAAAUCGAUGGAAUUCUUAAUGAAAUAUGUCUCAUGCUUGGAAGAUGGUCACUUUAUUGCCGCUUUCUGGCUGAUAAGUGCAGAACUGACCGUUCAGAGGAUUUUCUUCUGCCGACCUUUGUAGUCGAAUCCCCUUUGGCCCAAAAAAUUAGCGAACGGCUUACUUUGCCAUUUAAUUCGAUGACAACCUUUUUUCUCCGCCGGUCUGUUGAAAAGGCAUUUCAAAUUGAAGAAGCUCCACAGGAUCUCUCUUUAAAUUUACAGCAGCCUCCAAAAUCAAAUCCGCCACAUAUCACUUCCGCGGUGGAUGACAUCAUGUAUAUUGUGAAAAAGGUAUUAGAGCAGACCUUGUCCACUGGUCAGAAGACGGUGGCCAUGAAUGUUGUGCCAACAGUUGCGAGAAUUCUUGGCUCCGAUUUUAUGGACAUGAUAUUACGAAAGAUGCGUGAUGAGACUUAUCCUAAGCCAGUUGUUCCUGGAGGGCUGCCCCCGGAGACGGCUAUUGUCUCGUUUCUUAUACUAAUUAACAAUCUUGAAAUUGCCGUGAGCUAUGUCCAGCGUAUCGUUGAAAAUAUCACAGAAUCCUCAGAUGCGAGGAGUACUACUCCUGGAGAACCAGAAAACAGGAUCCAUACACUCUUCCCAUUAAAGGAUGACGCAGAAGCAGUACUAAAAGCGCUGCAAUCGCUCUGCUCGUCGUUCGAAUCAAAAGCACAGGAUCUCAUUGGUGAUGGCGUACAAGUCGUAUUCAACAACGUCGUGAAAAAUCGGCUUCGACCAAUACUUACAGAAGCAUUUCGUGACAUCGAUUAUCAGCCACCGAACCUAGAUAACGGGAUAGCCAAUGAACUAAACCAUGAAGAUGUUGAAUACAGAGAGUUUGACGGCACCACACAUCAGAGCCUGGCUCGUCAUCAAUUUGCAUCUCUCUGGCGAAAGUUACUUGUGCCCAUUUCACGAGUUUUAAAUGGACGAUCUUUUGAUCGGCUCCUGGGUGUGACCCUAGCAUCAUUUGCGCGCUUGCUGGAGAAGCGAAUAUGGUCGUACCACGGCCGGGUGAAUGAUUUAGGGGCUUCCCGACUAGAAAGCGACAUUACUGGAAUUAUUUCUGAAGCAAUUGAUGUUGGUGUUCAUGAUGAAAACGGCAACGUGGGGAACAGGUAUCGAUACCGCGAAUUGUUUGCGCGAUGCACGCAAAUUGUUAUGGUGAUGAAUCUGGAGGAUGAAGAGUGGGAAGAACUUGAGAAGAGUGGUGGAGAUGUUGUUGAUAAAUUGUCGCCGGAGGAACGUACAAGGGCCAGAGUGAUGACUGUAUAA
This is a messenger RNA of Ophidiomyces ophidiicola, 2442 nucleotides long. It is a transcript of the gene COG4, whose product is annotated as Golgi transport complex subunit 4. The transcript has 2 exons. The record is from RefSeq and is a predicted model, not a curated record. Lineage: Eukaryota; Fungi; Ascomycota; Eurotiomycetes; Onygenales; Onygenaceae. The coding region runs from base 1 to 2442 and encodes 813 amino acids.